This is a messenger RNA of Drosophila albomicans, 1559 nucleotides long. RefSeq names its product glutamate transporter polyphemus-like. The transcript is spliced from 6 exons. Lineage: Eukaryota; Metazoa; Arthropoda; Insecta; Diptera; Drosophilidae. Gene Ontology annotation, molecular function: amino acid transmembrane transporter activity. The record is from RefSeq and is a predicted model, not a curated record. Bases 137 to 1492 code for a protein of 451 amino acids. Gene Ontology annotation, biological process: amino acid transmembrane transport. Gene Ontology annotation, cellular component: vacuolar membrane.
CUUAAAUGACUUCUAAGAUUUUUGUCCAGUCGCAUUGAAAUUGUCACUAAUCGAAACUUUAUAGCAAUGCUUUUUAUGUCGUUCAUCGAAUAUCGCAUAAAUACCAGGGAAUUUUUUGUUUAGUUAAAUUUUUUUAAUGUCAGACACUUUUAUAUCAUUUCUCUUAUACGCAAGAUUUUUAAAAAACUUUCGUGAUAUGCCGUUAUCAUUGCACAACCCGUUCGUUCAAGAUGUUGAGGAUGCACCAUUAUCGACGUUCGACACUUUUCACACCGUGGUAAAGAGUGUAUAUGGCAUAGGGACUUUGUGCAUGCCAAUUGCCUUUGCUUGCACUGGUUAUGUUGGAGGAAUACUUCUUACAAUUUUCCUCUCUUGUUUAUACAUCUACGGUAUUCAUCUAACCGUUAAGUGUAUGGCAGAGGUGAGUGAUCGCGUCAGUGGUGAAGUAACAAUGGGUAAGGCAUAUGCAUAUGUCUCAAAGAGUAGAAUACUUGGUCACUUCGUGAAUGUGCUGCUUAUUCUACUGCAUACAUCGAUUGCCGUUUUGUAUAUCUAUUUUAUUUCCGAAAAUUUAAAGUCAGUGUCAUGUUUUAUAUGGGAGACCGAAGUAGAUACUCGAAUAAUAGUGGCCGUCGUUACUAUAUGUAUUAUACCCGUGUUCCUUAUACGGGAUGUUCAGUAUCUGGUACCUCUUAAUAUUGCUGGUAACGUUUUAACUUUGCUGAUAAUUGGAUAUGUCAUUGUCGACAGGAUAGAAAUGAUUAUUUUUGGAAUGCGAAAGUUUGAGAUGGCAGGAUCUGUCAUCAAAUACGACGUCGAUCUAUUUGUUGGCUGCUCUGUCCUUUCGUUUAGCUCGGUCGGCGUGAUGGUAAAGAUAGCCUCAAAGAUGGCUGAGCCUGAAAAGUAUCUGGGAUGGUGGGGAACGCUAAAUCGAGCCGCUUGCUUUGUACUCUGUACAAAUGUGAUAUGGGGUGUGAUCAGUUACGGUAUUUUGGGCGAUACACAAUACUUUCCAUUCCUCGAGAAUUACUCCUUUUCAUAUGGGCUAGAAUAUAAAUUGGUGGCGGCUGCUCUUGUCUAUUUGACUUAUCCGUUGAAUGGCUAUGUCGUCGUUGACACCAUUUUCAACGAAUAUAUCAACAAAACCGGUGACCUGAAUCAUCCGCUACGGAUUGAAUUUAUUGUUCGGAUUAUAUUCCUAUUGAUCUCAGGAUGUUGUGCCCUUGCUCUUUCAUUUGCAUUACCGAUUAUCAAGUACAUCUGUGGGCUUGCCUUUACAUUAUUGAAUGUGGCAUUUCCAGCUUAUAUGCAACUUACCUUGGGCUAUGACGAAUAUGAUCGAAAGUGGCUGUGGAGGGUGUUGCACAUUUCUAUUGUGCUGCUAGGAAUAUUGGUUGCGUACUGUAUAGGGAGUAGUGCAUACUAUGAUUCGAAAAUCUAUUACACUGACAAGGAACCGUUUUGGAUAAAACCGAAUGUUGAAAUCAAUUAGAUAGUAGUAUUCAUUAUAAAUUCGCAGUUUAUCGGCAUAAUAAUAAACAAGUAACAGGCUUAAGCUG